AUGCCGUCUCCCAAGUCGUCGAUCCCUGAGGACCACUCUGCGCCAGAUUUGGAGAUCGCUAGUUCGAAGUUGACAAUUCAUCCAUCCGGCUUCACUGGAGGCCCUGAAUCCCACGAUGAACAGAUUACGGAACGCAAUCUUGUUCGCCACAUGGUACGAUUCCGUGAGAACCCUCUCGAUUUCCUGCGGGAAGUAAGCUUGUACAUGUCCGGUACAGGCUGGCGCGCAUAUGAUGAACCUAUCGGCCAACCAAUCUUCUACCCUGGCUUCUCCGAACGGAUGAAGAACAUGAUAUUGGCCAGCCCUCUCCUGCAGAAUAAGGUCACUGAACUGGCCAAUGGUCGGCUUGCGGUUGAAGAAAAGGAAGGACUGCUGGCAAUCAAAGAAGGCGUAACACAAGACGAAAAACGCGCCCGUCGCAGGACUGAGAUUGAAGACAGCCUUCGGGAGGUUGUGGAUACAAUGAUGGAAAACAUGAUUUGCAAGAUGGAAAACAAAAGAUUUAUUCGGAGCGCUUAUUAUAUGUGCACACAGCUCUUGACUCGAGCUUAUCAUCAAGGAAUCCAUGUAUCUAGCGAGGAAAUCUUGCGUUUACGUUCCGUGGCUGAAACUGCGGCCAAGAAGAAACAGUCCAUUGUUUUCCUGCCUUGCCAUAAGUCUCAUGUGGAUUAUGUGUCACUACAACUUAUCUGCUACCGUCUCGGAAUUUCUUUGCCAGUUAUUGUCGCGGGUGACAAUCUCAAUAUUCCGUUGCUGGGCGCUUUCUUACAACACGCAGGCGCUAUGUGGAUCCGACGAAGCUUUGGAAACGAUCCAUUAUAUCACACCGUCGUACAGGCCUACAUUGAUACUCUCCUUCAACAGGGCUUUAACUUCCAAUGCUUUAUCGAAGGUGGUCGUUCAAGAACUGGAAAGCUGCUCUCGCCUAAGUUUGGCAUCUUGAGUUUUAUCAUGGACAGUUUACUAUCAGGUCGGGCUGAGGAUCUUAUCAUCUGUCCUGUUAGUACUCAGUACGACAAGGUCAUCGAGACUGAAUCAUACAUCAGCGAGCUUCUUGGCCAGCCGAAGCCAAAGGAGAAUCUGGCCGAUUUUCUUUCUUCGUCUUCAGUUUUGUCUUUGAAGCUAGGCCGAGUUGAUGUCCGAUUCCACGAGCCAUGGAGUCUCCGAGACUUCAUUGGCCAACAGCUUACGCGACUGGAUCGUCCCAGCACGGACAUCAAUGACAAACUUAGCUAUACUGAUCGAGGCCGCAUUCUGCGAACAUUUGGCUAUCGGGUUCUGUCCAAUAUCAACGAUGUUUCUGUGAUGAUGCCAACCGCCCUUGUUGGAACCGUCCUCUUGACCUUGCGCGGUCGGGGAGUCGGAAAAGGUGAGCUAGUACGGCGAUUGGACUGGCUCUGCGAGAGGGUGCGAGCCAAAGGUGGUAGGGUCGCCCACUUCUAUCGCUCACCCACAGAGACGGUGGUUGACCGUGCACUGGAAGUCCUGGGGCCCAAGCUCGUCGGUGUGAUCUCGGGCCUAGUCGAGCCAACGUACUAUGCCGUGGAUCGCUUCCAACUUUCCUUCUACCGUAACAUGCUAAUCCACCUUUUCAUCACUGAGGCGCUUGUUUCUGUGGCUAUGUACACCAAGAUCAAGCAGGGCGGUGGGCCCACUAACCAAAGAAUCACGUAUGAAGCUUUGAAAAAACACGUCUCAUUCCUGUCGCAACUCUUCCGGGGUGAAUUCAUUUUCCCGCCCGAAGGUUUGGCCCACAAUUUUGAUCACACAUUAGGUGGGCUAGAGAAAGAUGAUGUGAUCAUGAUCACCCGUGAUGAGUCCGGCGCGCCGCUUUACGUGGAACUGAGUGAGUCUGAACGGCUAUGUGGUCGUGAGAACUAUGAUUUCUACUGCUUCCUGAUUUGGCCUUUCAUUGAAGCCUCCUGGCUUGGAGCAGUGUCUCUUCUUGGGUUGACACCGCCUCUUGACGGCCCGACGGAAGUUUGGAUUGAUAUGAAGAAAGCACAGGAUAGUGCUCAGAUCCUUGGUAAAACUUUAUAUCAUCAAGGCGAUCUCUCGUACUUUGAGGCGGUCAACAAGGAAACACUCAAGAAUUCCUAUCAACGAUUUGAGGAAGAGGGUAUUAUCCUGGUUGCGAAGAACAAAGAAUCCAAGGCCGGUUCGUCUCUCAGGCUGGCUCCUGAAUGGGCACCCCAACGCGACGAAAGCACUGGGAAAGUUCUCGACGGUGGUCGACUCUGGGAGUUUGUCGAAUUAAUUGCACAGUCUCGCCGCGAAGGAAAAAACCGUCGGGACGGCGCAACGGUUUCCUCGCGCGUUCUCACCAUGUCUGAUAUUGUUGGGCGAAAGCUAUUCCAAAACGCCGCAGCUCCAGUGCAUGCCGAUGUUUCGUCGCGCCAAAUGCGUAGGAAUGCACUAGGAACUGAGGCUAAACUGUAG
Molecule: messenger RNA, 2439 nt
Organism: Penicillium paradoxum
Lineage: Eukaryota; Fungi; Ascomycota; Eurotiomycetes; Eurotiales; Aspergillaceae
Product: lysophospholipid acyltransferase family protein
Exons: 6
Coding region: 1-2439 (812 amino acids)
Cellular component (GO): mitochondrial membrane
Source: RefSeq, a predicted model, not a curated record